UCUAUCCUUUAACCAAGUCACUUAACGAAGACAAAUGUCACCGUUCUGGAACACACAAAUUAAGCCAAUGCCCAACAUAGUAAUUAUUGCUAUGUGUAAACAGAGAAAUUGUGUAUGUGGAACUUGGAUAAUUAUUCACCUUUACAGUGAUAUAAAUAAUAACAUUGGAGUUAGCAAAAGAAAUCACAGUGUGUUUGGAAUUAUUUGAAUCCAACUUGCUUAAAAUACAGUUUUGAACGUCAACCUAUUUUCCCAAAUUUUCCAAAUCUUUAACGAAUUGACUGUUUACUUCCCUUUUGUCUGCAAUGCAAAGUUUAAGCUUGCGUAAUUCAUGUAAUUCUGAGGGAGUUCGGGCAAUGUACAUGUUCCAAAUCUAUUGUUCCAUCUGAUACAAAUCUCUAACGAAUUGACUGUUUACUUCCUUACUUUCUUCAAUGCAAAGUUUAGUAAGUUCUUAAUUCUAAGCAUGCACUGGCUACAACGAUCGCACAGAUUGCACAUGCAGUACGAAUAUACGGGCUAGUAUAAGGAGACUCGAUAGCUUCGUACACUAUUUGUUACGAAUAUUCUGUUUCUCAGCCCGCGUUAUCCUUAAAGUAAUUGUCUCAAAGACACUGUGAUUUUAUUCAAUUUGGUUGACAAGAGUUAACUUUCAAAUUCAUACUGAAGAAUCAAAUGUAUUUAAAGAAUCAUAGAAACCAAGAUCAAUUGCAAGUUUUUGAUUGAGAUAAAAAAAAUAUUUUACACACACGUGUACUUGAAAACUUCGUUUCGUUUGUUUCAGAGACAUUAACCGCUAGUGAGGAAAGUCCUUAAAAGAAGACAUCACAAUGUUGAAACAAGCGCUUGACCAGCUCGCAAAGCUGUCCGCUGCACGGUCGACACGUGAUGAUGACCUCAUUGACCAGCUGCACCAUUACGUGGCUGUUGGGACACUGUUGGCGCUAGCGGUGCUGGUUGGUGCCAAGUCCUUUGUGGGGGCCCCUAUCAAUUGUUGGGUACCGAAAGAAUACGACAAGGAUCAUUUUCAAGAUUACGUGAACGCCUACUGUUGGAUAUCCGACAUGUACAACGUCCCUUUCUCGGAGUCACUUCCGGUGGCGGUUGAUGACCGGAUGUCCGAAGACCGUGACGUAAGCUUCUACCGCUGGGUAAUCGUCAUGUUCAUGAUCCAGGCGUUUAUGUUUGAGAUCCCGCACCUGAUAUGGAAAACAAUGAAAGGCUUCUCCGGCAUCAAUAUGGAAAAGAUAGUCGGCAUGACGCUGGACUCACAGAUGCAGCCGGAAGAUGACCGCGACACCAAGAUGAGGCAUAUCUCCAUCUUCAUAGACAGAUGGCUGAAGACGUACCGCCGAUUUGAACAAAACCCGUUUGGGAAUCUGAAGAACAGGUUAGGUAACGUUUUCUUCUGCUUUGGCAAACGGUCCGGUUGCUAUCUUACAAGACUGUAUCUGUUCGUGAAGCUGUUAUAUUUCAUCAAUGUGGUUUGUCAGUUCCAAGUCCUUACCUCCUUCCUUGGGUUCAACUACUGGGCUUAUGGGGGUCACGUCCUCGAACUUUUAGCCGACGACUCCUAUUGGGUAGAUCUACACAACUUCCCCCGCAUUGGAAUGUGUGACUUCCAGAUCCGCCAACUUCAGAACGUUCAGACAUUCACGGUUCAAUGUGUCUUGUCGAUUAACCUCUUCCUGGAGAAGAUCUAUGCUGCACAGUGGUUUGUUCUUCUCCUCCUGUCGCUGCUGACUCUCGGGAGUCUGGUGUCCUGGACAGUUGAGGAAGUGUUCACCUCAAGACGGGAGAAGUUUCUCAACAAGUACCUGUUCAUGCUUAAAGAUGGCGGAGAUUCUGUAGACCUGAAGCUCUUCAAGAAAUUCGUUCGACAUUAUCUCCGAGACGACGGCAUCUUCCUGUUGAGAGUGGUCGGCAACAACACCAGCGAUAUCAUGACCUUUGACCUCCUGAAACACCUGUGGGCUAAAUUCAAGAAGGAACAUCACAAAUCUGAUGACGAGUUUAGCCCUGAAACGAAAUCUUUCAUCAAUAGCCCCAGUGUAUAAAUGAUAAGUCAGGGUGGUAUUUUUAUUGCUUCACCUAGGUCAGUUUCGGCUUUUCUCAUUCUUUGAUUCAUGAUUUCACAAUGUUAUCGAAUCUUGUGAAUAGGUUUCAUAAUAGGGACCAACCACUUAAAAUUUCAAACAAAAUUUCUGUUUUUUUGGUUCAAGCUGUGCGGAGCAAAAUAAUUUUUUCCGGUAUAUUCUGGAACAAGCUAUUUCUUUCAAACAAAUCCAAGUGCCGCCACCCCUUCCAGAAUAUCAAAUGGUUUGCCCCUAAUGAUUCCUGAAGGUUUCCACCUAAAUAAAUGGAAAGUGUUAUUAAAAAGACAUUGCAUUCACAAAAGGAUUUUUUUCAAGCUUAACAUUUUCUCGUACACGCUGUUCUUGUGUUUUAAUUAAGGAUUGGUCCUGUUUUCAAGCCUCCGUGUCAGAACUAAACCCAUGUUAGUUCUUUCGUCAAUACGCUGCGCGUAUUUGACCUGAGUCUUUACAUGAUUUCGUUCAACAAUAUGUUAAACGCCAUGAUAUAACUGAAAUACUGUUAAAGAUGACAUAAGAACCAACCCACUCACUUACACAUUCUUCAGAUGAAGCAAGGGGGCACGGGUGGCCCAGUCGUCUGAGGCGCCGCAAUU
Molecule: messenger RNA, 2689 nt
Organism: Haliotis rufescens (red abalone)
Lineage: Eukaryota; Metazoa; Mollusca; Gastropoda; Lepetellida; Haliotidae
Product: innexin unc-9-like
Exons: 3
Coding region: 831-2057 (408 amino acids)
Source: RefSeq, a predicted model, not a curated record